UGGGUUAGUCCAAGAAUGAACAAAUAUACGAAGCCUUAUGUUGAGCAGACCACAAAUCUUGAAAAAUUCAGCCCUGUGAUUCUUGCUGAAAUUGAGGAGCUCUUUGAGAAGAAGUUCUCAUAUACAAAACCACCGAAUAGUGAUUGGAAGCUGCCAGAUUCCAGUGAUGUGUUUACCUGCAAUCACAAAGAAUUCAAUACACUCCUUGCUCUGAAGGACUCCAUGAAUGAAGUCAAAAACCAACUAAGUGAUAAGAAAUUGGAUGCAUGGCAUCAGCACACUUCCUUCACCAACAAAGCUGGGAUAAUCAUUCCUCAUGUGAAGAAAUCUGUGAAUGCUGAGUUGUGUACCCAGGCUUGGUGCAAAUUCCAUGAGAUUUUAUGCAGUUUUCCCCUUCUCCCGAAAGAAGCUCUUCAGAAUGGAGAACUCAAUUCUGUCCAUCUCUGUGAAGCACCUGGUGCUUUUAUAGCCAGUCUCAAUCACUACAUAAAAUCCCAUCACAUUCCCUGCGAUUGGAACUGGGUAGCCAAUACCCUAAACCCAUAUCAUGAAGCAAAUGACACCCUUGUGAUGAUUAUGGAUGACCGACUUAUUGCAAAUACCUUGCCAUGGUGGUAUUUUGGCCCAGAUAAUACUGGGGAUGUGAUGACAUUGAAACAUCUAACUGGACUUCAGCACUUCAUAAGUAAUAUGACCACUGUUCACUUGGUAACUGCUGAUGGGAGUUUUGAUUGCCAAGGAAAUCCAGGUGAACAAGAAGCGCUUGUCUCACCUCUACAUUACUGUGAAGCAGUCACUGCUUUAAUGAUCCUUGGCAAUGGUGGCUCCUUUGUUUUGAAGAUGUUUACUUUAUUUGAACAUUGUUCUGCCAAUCUGCUUUUUCUGCUAAAUUGUUCCUUCGAGGAGGUCCAUGUCUUUAAACCUGCCACUAGCAAAGCCGGGAACUCUGAAGUCUAUGUAGUUUGUCUUCAUUACAUGGGCAGAGAGGCCAUCCAUCCUGUGCUGUCCAAGAUGAUGCAGAACUUUGGAACAGAAAUGGUUAACAAAGCACUCUUUCCCCAACAUGUGAUUCCAGAAUCUUUUCUUAAAAUGCAUGAAGAAUGCUGUGCAUUCUUCCACAAGUACCAAAUAGAGACUAUAUCUGAGAACAUCCGACUCUUUGAGUGCAUUGGGGAAGCAGAACAAGUAAAGCUGAACAACUUAAGGGACUGUGCAGUGGAAUUUUUCAUGCAAAGAUUCCACCUGAAACACAUUACAAGAAAUAACUGGCUAGUGAAGAAAUCUCAUGUAGGCUGCAGCAUGAAUGCAAAAUGGUUUGGACAGAGGAACAAAUAUUUUAGUACAUACAACGAAAGAAAGAUGCUGGAAUCCCUGACAUGGGAAGAUAAAGUGGCCAAAGGCUAUCUUAAUCAUUGGACUGAAGAGCACACUUUAAGUAAUGCUGGGAAAAGCUGCAUUUUGGAAGGGUCAUCCUGUAACCUUGAAUGUAAUUUAUGGUACGUCCUGGAGGGAAAGAGGCUGCCAAGAGUAAAAUGUUCUCCAUUCUGUGAUGGUGAUGUCUUGAAGAAUCUCAAUGAAGCCAUUAAAGAAUCAUUAGUAGGCAGACUAAAAACUAGUUCCUUUUCCAGACGAACACAGCAACCAUGUCAUUCUUGCAAUGUUCUUACUGAGGCACUGAUACUAUCUGAGUUGUCUAGCCUUACCAAGUACCAUCAGAAGGUACCAAAUGAAGGAUGCAGUGACCAAAUCAAGUGUCUUGUGGUGGGCUUUCCGUCUCUUUGUGACAUCAAAAGCCAGUCCAACAUGGAAGUUAGGCUCCUGGAGUCAGCCACACUCUUGACUUUCAGCUGUUCUUUGCUUCAUGAUGGAGAGCCAAAAUAUCAGCAGCAUCUUUUAGACUGCCUUCUGCGUGCCAUUAAUCAGCUUCAACUGGGAGAUGCUUUGAUUCUGCCUGUUCUUUCUUGUUUUACACGCUUCACAGCUGGCCUGAUUUUUGUACUGCACGGCUGUUUCAGCUACAUCACAUUUGCUUGCCCCAUAUCCUCUGAACCUCUAGGGACCAGUGCUGUUCUAUUGUGUAUUGGCUAUCGAGGUCUUCCAAAUCCAGUUGUUGAGUACCUGCAGCACCUGAAUAAACUAAUGAGCUCUCUGCUCAGCUCAGACUCUCCCCAGCAGGUUUUGCAGUUUGUCCCUAUGGAGAUGCUUUUGAAAGGCAUGCUGCUCGAGUUUUUAUGGGAUUUGAAUACUGCCAUUGCAAAGAGGCAGCUCCAUUUGAUGGUACAAGUUGAGCAGCAGCAAAUGUCGAGUAAUCUUUAA
Emys orbicularis (European pond turtle) is the source of this 2316-nucleotide messenger RNA. RefSeq names its product cap methyltransferase 2 (gene CMTR2). The coding region runs from base 16 to 2316 and encodes 766 amino acids. Gene Ontology annotation, biological process: 7-methylguanosine mRNA capping. Lineage: Eukaryota; Metazoa; Chordata; Testudines; Emydidae. The record is from RefSeq and is a predicted model, not a curated record. The transcript has a single exon. Gene Ontology annotation, cellular component: nucleus; cytoplasm. Gene Ontology annotation, molecular function: methyltransferase cap1 activity.